CCGCCCGGGGCUGAGGAACCGGAGCCCCCCCGCACCCAGCGUCCCCACCUCGGGCAGCCCCGGGACCCCGCGCCGCCGGCUCCCAGCAGAGACGGUGUUUAAAUGUUUGAAGAAGGAAGUGAGCCCAGAGAAGUGGAAGCUGACCAGAGAAACUUCAGUGUCAUUCAGAAUGAUUGAGGAGAGUGGGAAGAGGAGGAGGACAAUGGCAGAGAAGAGACAGCUGUUCAUGGAAAUGAGAGCACAGAAUUUUGAUGUCAUCAGACUCUCCACGUACCGAACAGCCUGUAAGCUGCGGUUUGUACAAAAACGGUGUAACCUUCAUCUUGUUGAUAUCUGGAAUAUGAUUGAAGCCUUCCGAGAUAAUGGCCUUAACACUUUGGAUCAUAACACAGAGAUCAACGUGUCCCGACUAGAAACAAUCAUUUCAUCCAUCUACUACCAGCUAAACAAACGCCUUCCUUCUACUCACCAGAUCAGUGUAGAGCAAUCCAUCAGCCUCCUCCUCAACUUCAUGAUAGCAGCAUAUGACAGUGAGGCCCAGGGGAAGCUGACAGUGUUCUCAGCCAAAGCCAUCCUGGCGACCAUGUGUGGGGGGAAGAUGCUGGACAAGCUGAGAUAUAUUUUCUCACAAAUAUCAGAUUCGAAUGGACUAAUGAUAUUUACAAAGUUUGAUCAGUUCUUGAAAGAAGUCCUAAAGCUCCCAACAGCUGUGUUUGAGGGGCCUUCCUUUGGAUACACAGAGCACUCUGCACGGACCUGCUUCCCACAGCAAAAAAAGAUCAUGCUAAACAUGUUUUUAGACACGUUGAUGGCUGAUCCACCUCCCCAGUGCCUUGUGUGGCUGCCUCUCAUGCACAGACUUGCCCAUGUUGAAAAUGUCUUCCAUCCCGUGGAGUGCUCGUACUGCGGGUGUGAGAGCAUGCUGGGGUUCCGGUACCGCUGCCAGCAGUGCCACAACUACCAGCUCUGCCAGAACUGCUUCUGGAGGGGCCAUGCCAACGGGCCUCACAGCAACCAGCACCAGAUGAAGGAGCACUCCUCCUGGAAAUCACCUGCAAAGAAGCUGAGCCAUGCAAUCAGUAAAUCCCUUGGCUGUGUCCCCAGCAGAGAGCCACCUCGGCCCGUGUUCCCUGAGCAGCCAGAAAAGCCCCUGGAUCUUGCCCACAUAGUUCCUCCUCGGCCUCUGACCAACAUGAAUGACACCAUGGUGACCCACAUGUCCUCUGGAGCACCUACACCAACAAAAAGUGCCAGGUUACAGAGCAGGCCCGAGGCUGACGAGCACACCCUGAUAGCCACCUACAUCACCCGGCUGCAGAGCAGGGCACGCAGUGUCCUGGAGAGCCCGGGCCGGCUGGAUGAGGAGCACAGGCUGAUCGCCCGCUACGCCGCCCGCCUGGCAGCCGAGGCUGGGAGCACACCUCGCCCACCAGCAGACCUGGGGUUCAGCUUUGAUGCCAACAAACAACAAAGGCAGCUGAUAGCAGAGCUGGAAAACAAAAACAGAGAGAUUCUCCAAGAAAUUCAGCGCCUGAGGCUGGAACAUGAGCAAGCCUCUCAGCCCACCCCCGAGAAGGCUCAGCAGAACCCAACGCUCCUGGCUGAGCUUCGGCUGCUACGGCAGAGAAAGGAUGAGCUGGAGCAGAGGAUGUCAGCACUGCAGGAGAGCAGGAGGGAGCUGAUGGUGCAGCUGGAGGGGCUGAUGAAGCUGCUGAAGGCCAUUGCCUGUGGAGGCACACACCGAGGAGGAGCUCCACACGCAGAUUACUCAAAGGGGCGCAGGCUGCGGGCUCAGCACACUCCUCGCCCACGCAGAGCCACCCCAUGCCCAUGCCGCUGAGAUCCACACC
Molecule: messenger RNA, 1850 nt
Organism: Calypte anna (Anna's hummingbird)
Lineage: Eukaryota; Metazoa; Chordata; Aves; Apodiformes; Trochilidae
Gene: DTNB
Product: dystrobrevin beta
Exons: 18
Coding region: 170-1840 (556 amino acids)
Biological process (GO): synaptic signaling
Cellular component (GO): synapse; plasma membrane
Molecular function (GO): zinc ion binding
Source: RefSeq, a predicted model, not a curated record